This is a messenger RNA of Plasmopara halstedii, 678 nucleotides long. RefSeq lists its product as uncharacterized. The record is from RefSeq and is a predicted model, not a curated record. Bases 1 to 678 code for a protein of 225 amino acids. The transcript has a single exon. NCBI's taxonomy places the organism in Eukaryota, Oomycota, Peronosporomycetes, Peronosporales, Peronosporaceae.
AUGCUUCAAGCAGGCGAACACGUCCAAACGCGAAGGCUUGGUCUUAACCCCGAGUCGGUAAAUGCGUUGAGCGCGGAUGUUAAAUCACCAAGCUACUUGUCUCGUAUCAAAAAUUGGGUUCAUACUCAGAUCGGCGGCAUCCAUAUGGCAUGGAAAACGCUUCCGGCUAAACUUCCUGAGACGUCAGUGAUUCUGGGACAUACUCCUUGCUACAUUGCGUCCGUCAUAAAGAAGUUUGAUCCUGAGUUCAAGAACUUUCUACAGCUUAAACAAGAAGGUAAGAUACCAGAGAAUUCUCUUUAUCAUGACUUAACCAUAUUCAGCAAGGAGUACGAGCAAUUCACAAGCAAAGACAAAUCCAUCACAGAGCUGAUUGGAAACUUCAACAAAUUGAGAGAGAAGGAGUUGAAGUUGCCAUGGCUCUAUCGUUUUCGCUCUUUCUUUCUAGCAAGAAACGCACGUCGCCUCAUCGCGAAAGGUCUUUCCAAUGACCAAUUGAUCGAUCACCACGUAACACCUUACACGUACUUUAGCAGUAUACCGACGAAAGAUAAAAAAGCUUUGACGGGUGCAGAGUUAGAAAAGUGGUCAAAUGAGCCUAAAGUCCAGGAUUGGAUUGAGUUUACCAAGCGAUAUGACGAGCGGUAUCCUUUUCCAAAAGAGCUCAUCAUUGAAUAG